AAAAGGUGAGAGUCACACUCAAAAGGUGAGAGUCACACUCAAAAGGUGAGAGUCACACUCAAAAGGUGAGAGUCACACUCAAUCAAAGAUAGAGUGCUACUUUUGCAGCCCCACAACUUUAUCUGAUCAGACAUUGAAAUGUCCUGCUGAUGACAGUCCGGUGUAAUUGUUAGAGAUGGAUUCUCAGUGCAACCAGCAGCCAACUGACCCCGACAAAGAACAAACUGAACUGGACAUGGCCUUCACCGAAGAUGGCUCUAACAGCGAACAGUUAAAACUGCAAUCUGGCCAAAGUAACCUUGACCCGAAAUUUCCGGAAAGUGUCCGGUGUGAUCAAAGUAUUAGUUCAAAAGUUCAGCAAAACCAAAAUGAGACCAGUUCAAAAUCUGAUCCAAGUUUAUGUGACAAUGUGACAGCAUUGACCAGUUCAAAAUCUCAUCCGCUUUUAUGUGACAAUGUGGCAACAGUUAGCAUUUCAACAUCAAACCCCAUAUCAGCAUCAGCGGCCCCGGGCAGUGUGACGUCAUCGACCUUUCACGAGUCCACUAACAUCAGGACGGAUAAAUCAAAGGGGAGACCACCUCAAAAUUCCAGAUUGGAAACCUUGUGCGGGAACAUCGUUCGGGAGAUGAUUUUUGUUUCAAAUUUUCAAAAACCACGCCAACCCAGCUCAUCUCAACGAAACAUUCCCAAACUUGUCGACAUUUGCUACGACCGCAUCCACGGCGCUAUCCACGACCCUGACAAAGAUCUAGCACGGCUGAUUAAACGAGAUCCCAAAAUGUCUCAGCGCGCUCGAGACAGACUUCUGCAGCCCAAUCCCGCAGACUUCCCCAAACUGAAAGACAUCUGUUCCAAGCGAUUGCUCGGCGACAUCCUAUUUUUGGACUCUAGCGUCCCGAUCCUCUACAAUCGGAAACAAAUACAACAGGUGUACUCAGCCCUGGUUGGACCGCACCCUCCCGAU
Molecule: messenger RNA, 967 nt
Organism: Lymnaea stagnalis (great pond snail)
Lineage: Eukaryota; Metazoa; Mollusca; Gastropoda; Lymnaeidae
Source: the annotation of a GenBank genome assembly